Gopherus evgoodei (Goodes thornscrub tortoise) is the source of this 2175-nucleotide messenger RNA. It is a transcript of the gene MARVELD3, whose product is annotated as MARVEL domain containing 3. NCBI's taxonomy places the organism in Eukaryota, Metazoa, Chordata, Testudines, Testudinidae. The record is from RefSeq and is a predicted model, not a curated record. The transcript is spliced from 3 exons. Gene Ontology annotation, cellular component: membrane. The coding region runs from base 1 to 792 and encodes 263 amino acids.
AUGGCGGAGCGCGAGCGGAGGCGGCCCCGGCAGGCGGCGAGCGGCCCCGGCCGUGAGGAGCCCCCACCUGUGUUGCCAUCCCCCAUACGUGGACCCAGCUGCGAGAGGCCGGAGUGCUACCAGGCAGAGCCAUCAGGCCUGCUGGAGUGUUACCAGUGCCGCUACCUGUGCACGGCCAGAGCUUGCUGCCAGCUGGUGGAAGUUCUGCUGACCAUGCUGAUCCUGAUCUGCAGCUCUGUGUCCUACAGCUCGACAGGCGGUUACACCGGCAUUCCCAGCUUGGGGGGCAUUUACUAUUAUCAGUAUGGAGGGGCUUAUAGUGGCUUUGAUGGGGCAGAGGGGGAAAAAGCCCAGCAACUUGACACCCAGUUCUACCAAUUAAAGCUGCCGACAGCAAGGGCGGCGAUGGCUGUGGGAGGGGCCCUGAUGGCCUUCUCUUGCCUUCUGGUUUUGGUUGGUGUGCUGCGGCUACCAUGGCAUUUCCCAGCCUGGCUGCUGCUCGAAUGCACUCUGGACAUAUUGAUUGCACUUGGCUUCCUGCCUGCUCUCUACUUCUACUUCCACCAUCUGUUGGAUGCCUACAGUUCUCCAGUGUGCAAAGAGAGAGAGCAUCUCUACCAAAGCAAAGGCUACCAAGGCUUCAGCUGCAGUGUGCAUGGGGCAGAGAUAGCAGCUGGGCUCUUUAGCUGCAUUGCCAUCGUGGCAUUCUUGAUCAGUGCUGGCCUUGCUGUCAGGGGAUACAAAACAGUUCAUCAGCUGAGAGAGAAGUCAGUGCAGGUGUAUGAGUUUUAGGGUGGCUUGUGCAUACCCAAGCUCAUCUCUCUCUGUGGCUGCCAGCCUGGAGACCAAGAAGGGGCAGCACCAUUUUCCCUAGCUCAGGACAUUGCAUCUGCACUGCUACAAUCAGAACACAGGACUGUGACCACAACAAGCACUCCUACCAUGAGAGAACAGCUCCAGCUAGAGCCAAGCCAAGCUGCUCUUAACCAGCCCUCGCAUUUAAAUCUUGUGACUGUGAGCGGAACAGAUGCAUUCUUAGUUCCACGUCUUCUCCAUGGCUCUGCCUGUUAGCAGUGACUAGCUUACUGCUUGUGCUGAGCUCAGUAUCUUGGGACUAGAGGGGCCCCUCCAUCCCCUGAUCUGCAGAUGUCCCAGCUCUCUCAUUGGCCAUAGUCCCAUUUCUCCCAUACAAGGUAGAACUACCAGCACUUGGCAAGAUAUCUUGUUCAUUAGCUAAGACUGAGCUUUUCAUGUGACCUUAAAUAAGCACAAUAGGAUUUCAUCUCUCCUCUCAUCGCUCCAUGUUCGAACAACUUUGAUUCCUAGCUGCUUGCUACAGCAGUGCAGGGAGCAGGAGAGAAUGACAUAGGAAAAGAGCCCAGGCUUGGCCACUAAACCCUGCCACUAGCUCUCCUCUGAGCCUGUGUUUCCUCACAUGGUGGAGGUCAGGGGGUCACCUUUAAAUAAUGGUUAUUUUUUUAAAAUGUAAUUGAUCAUAUAAGAAAAUGAUUCUACAAACCUGAUCAUUAGCAGAAGGAUGAGGUGAGGACAAACACCAACCAUUGUUCCCAUAAAGCAGGGGUUCUUAAACUGGGGGUCAGGACUCUUCAGAGGGUCCUGAGGUUAUUACAUGGUGGGUCACGAGCUGUCAGCCUCCACCCCAAACCUUGCCUUGCAUCCAGCAUUUAUAGUGGUGUUUAAUAUAUAAAGUGUUUUUUGAUUUAUAAGUGGGGGGGUUGCACUCAAAGGUUUGCUAUGUGAAAGGGGUCACUAGUACAAAAGUCUGAGACCCACUGCCAUAAAGCAGAGUGAUGUCACUCAGGCAGUAGAGUGUGACCCUAAUGAUUCGUUGAGGGCUGCAUGCCUGUGUGGAGCCUAGCAGAGAGCCCCUGCACAGGGCAGGGCUUUACACUAUAAGAACAUGUUCAAUAGCACCUAGGAUUGAGUCUGUGACCAACCCAUGGGGAAAUGGCAUGAAGGCCUGGGAACGUAAUGGAUCACUGGAAACGAGAGAAGACUGAGCAAGAUCUGAGACUUUGGAAAACAGAGUUCAGCUAUGAAAAUUCUGCUGUCAGAUCUCAUAAUAAAGCCUCCACGCUUUACAGUAAAGAUUAAAUGCUGAGCUCUUCCUUGUAUUCUUUAUAAACAAUUAAAGGUGAACUUUACUUUUUUAAA